This is a messenger RNA of Pocillopora meandrina, 10368 nucleotides long. Lineage: Eukaryota; Metazoa; Cnidaria; Anthozoa; Scleractinia; Pocilloporidae. The record is from the annotation of a GenBank genome assembly.
CUUCGAGUUCGUUUUGGACCACAUCAUGGGAGAUGAAUCUUUGACGCUCUUGGCGAAAAUUGCUCUUACUUUGCUUUCUUGGAGAGCGAACUUCUUGAAGCAGUGAGUAAUAUCUAAUUUAUCUUUUAUUCCGCGAAAGAUCGAUUGAGUAGGAAUCAAAUGUCGACUGAAUAACAGAUAGACAGAUUCGAACGGUGAAUGAAAUCGAAACUGAUCCGAUCGCGCGAAGCUCUAUUUUUCGAGUUUUCUCGAGUGUGGUUUCAUUUCGCAAGCAAAUACUCUUUGUGGAGUUUAAACGGACUUAAAAAGAAUUAAGUAGAAUGAAAAUAACGCAGAAAACUCCUUGAAGCUUGUUAAAUUUUGAUGAAUGCACGGGAAAUAUUGGGGAGUGUCUAUUAUGCUCGAAAUUCGAGCCGUGAAGGCAGUCUAACGGAUUUACCGAACUAAACCAUAUGGCGUUCGAUUAACAUUGAUCACUGUAGUUUAGAUUGCUAACUUAAGAUAUCUGGCGGGAAAUUUAACUUCGAUACAAUGUUUAGAACAAAAAUUUUCUUCUGCACAGAUUAUUUCUUAAAAUCUACGCCACCUAGGUGUUAACCUGAUACAUGGGAUUAUUGUUUUGCGUUCUUCGGCAAGACACUUUACUUUUAUAGUGCCUCUCUUUACCCAGAGGUAGCAACAGUUGCUAGAAAACUUCCUGGAAAACCUGACAAAAUCUUUGCAAGUAACUAGCGAUGAACUGACAUCAUGGGUAGUCAUACUUUUUUCAUGUUAUUGAAACCAGUGUAAGACCUCGCCGCAUACUUUGCUCGUGAGAGGCUUUGCCUUAAUUUUACUUUACCCAAAACACACCCUUACAUACUAGUUGGACCAAAGGGUGUAACUCGGACCGACUGAUCUGUAGUUUAAGCACGUUUGCUAACAGGCCACUGUCUAGUCUUUUCAUUAGUUAUCCUUUGUUAUAUUUGACAGAAAUUAUCUGACAAAAUGCUGGAUGCACCCAUUUUUAGUACUGCCUGCCUAGAGACCUUGAAUGAUGAAAGAGAGGAAAGCUGGGAUGAAGGGGUGAAACACUUUCUGGAUAAAGAGUAUGCAGACUGGAAAGAGCUCUCAGGGACUCAUAUGGUCCCUGGUGAGUUCUUGUAUAGAAAACGUAAACCAGAUAAUGGAGAGGAAACAGAAAAGAAGUUUUAUGAUCUAUUGCAAGAGUUUGGAGAGAGUCGUUCAGAACCAGAACCAAUGUUUGUGGUUCACUCUUAUAAAUUUGUAGAGAUGAUUUCUGAAUGGAAUAAGGUAUCCAACAAGGAAGAAAAGAAGUGGGUGGCUGGAGAGCACGAUUUUGUUAUUAUUCAUCGCCAACAUGGAAUAAUAUUUUUCCAGGUAAACAAAAAGUAUUACUGGAGAUAACAAAUAUAAAUUAUGUAUUUGAUUGAUCAUAAGAUUGGCUUGCAAACAUGAAAAUUGUCCUUCAUAGUUGCCCCUAGUAUUUACAGUCAUUAUUGUGGCUACUACUUCCUAUAGGAGGUAAAGCCACAUAUGUUGUUGAGAUGAGUGAGUAAGUGAGUGAGUGUAACAAUAGAAUUCCAAUCUUGACCCAAUUUUCAACCUUUUUCUUAAUCCUACUUAUUGUUGUUAUUGGAGUAUCUAAGUAGUUUACUGUUUGCAAUUGUCACACAAUAGAGUUCUCUCCUUUAGUGAGUUCUGGCUCAUAGCCACCAGUGCAUUGAGUUUUCAGUGACACUGUGAAGACAGCAGAAGACAAUAAACAUAUCAGAAUCAUUUUAGGAUUGCACAUGAUUAAAGAAAAUAGCUCUCUUAGCAGAAGUAUCUUAACAGGUGUAAUUGGUGCAUCUUGAAACUUGGUGGAAAAAUUUUUCCUUGAGCAGAUCAUUUUACUGCAUAAAUCAGCAAAUUAUGUAGAUCUGAAGAAAUAGUCUUUUCAGUUCUUGCCACAACACUACCAAAGAUGAUAGCAACCUUAACAUAAUUUCACAGUGGUAUCCACCAACACAAGAUUGAAAUCAAAACUUUUCUUCCUAGAAUCAUCUGAAUGAAAAUAUAGUUUUUAAGAAUGUGAAUGGUGUUCUGUUCAUUGCAAUCAGCACCUGCUUCAGUGUUUCAUCAACAGUUUCAUUGCAUGUGCUGGCAAGUUUUAAACAAACUGGAACUACAUGUAUCCUGCAGUUAAUUUUUCUGUUCCAUUUUUUCGAGCAAUUUGGUGAACAUUGAUUGAUGAUUCAACAAAUAUCGAAACAAAAAGCGAAUCUGGUUUCUCAUGAAAAAUUCUGCAUACGAGUCAGAGCAAGACAUAGUCAUGACAGGUAAUCAUACUGUAACACAACACCAUUAAAAUAAGCGAGUAGCACUUAUUAGUUUUUGUACAACUGGUGAGAUGAAUGAGCCAGUUUUUGAGAACAGCAUGUUCACCAAUGACAAAAGCUAUGAAAUAAGCAUUCGUGGGUGGGUUUGCAUUCAGAAUGUGACAACUGAUUACAAAUGGGUGCCUUAGCUGAUUCUACCAAAUUACAAUACACUAAGAAUAAAUUUAUUUUGAACAAAUUCCCAAACCAUUGCAACUGAUGUUUCUAUAUAUGAAGUGAUAAAAAGCUAUUUUGAUGAGUGAAUUCCUUUUGAAGUCGCAUUGGUAAUAGCAUUUUGUGAAGGUCAGUUUAAAUGGUGAUUUUAAUGAACAAGUUUGCUUGUCGUUGGUAGUUUAGUGCUAUUGAAUUGUAGCCCAUUCUUUAAAACAGUAAACUGCCAACAAUAGAAAAACAAAAAGACCACCUCAUACAUACUAAUGAGGCUGAUGUCUUGAAGUUGUGUGCACACAUGCAAUUUUUUGAUGCACACGAUUUUUUUUAUUUGCAAUUGCAUGCAAUUUUUGGCACUUUUAAUUUGUGUUUUUUGGUUAACAUAUAUGUGAGCAGCACUGUAGAAGAAGCCAUAUAGAGUCUCUGAUUUUCUAUUUUUAUUUAGUCUAUUUAUUUUAGUCUAUUGAUAAUUCUGGUAAGUGUUCUUUUGUGGCUGCUUUAGUUGCAAAGUUCAGCUAGUACAUCCACCUACAUGUAGCAAACUCUUGACAUUUCUUUACCCACUCUUGAGAACCUGUUACAUUCAGGGCAUGAAAUUGCGCCAAAUACAGGCACCAAUGCGACUGAAUUUUUCACUUUGGUGACCAAAUCCUAAAAGUUAGUCGCCAAAUUGGCGACUAGAACGUUUCAUCAUAACCUUACCAAGAUAUAGUGUAUUAAAACGAUUUGCAAAGAUAAAUCCUCGGCAAACUUCCUCAUUAAGUUUGUUUCUAAAACGUAGCACGUGCUUCUUGAUCAAUAACUAGACGCCAUCUUGGAUUUAGAUGAGCCUGAAUGUUGUAUAUCAUCCAUCCUAGUGUCCACUUUGUAGUACAUUAAAGAUCUUUUCCCUAACUUAAUUUUGGAGGGUCUACCUAGAACGCUGACAGCGUAAAGAAAGAUUUUGUUUGUCUUUGAAAAUGGCGACCAACUUUUUUUGAAUUGGCUACCACUUUGAAGAAUUUAGGAGCCAAGUGGCUACCAGAAAAAAAAGUUAAUUUCACGCCCUGUACAUGAAGGUUCACCCCAUGAUCAGUGGCCUUUAAAGUUGUGGAAGGAAACAUAUUAGCAGAAAUUAGAAAAAUAAGUUUCAAAUUAUGGCAUGUCCCUAAUUAUUCUGGCUAAUUAGAAGAAUACUUGGUUGAUUAAACAACUGGUACUGAAGGUUAUUCUAUGAAAGUUCAAUUAUAGAAUAUUUUUCCUUUUAGGGGUACCUACAGGUGUUUUGAAGAACAUUAGUGAACAUCAUACAUGAGCUCUCAUCUUUAUCUUUCUAAUCCUGGAAUCAAACAUUAAGAGAUGUUUUGAACAAAGUGAAUUAAAAUCCUAGUUGUUAUCUUGGGUGAUUGUCAUGUGUCAUGUUAACUUUGCUGUAAAAAGCCUCCUGUCAAUGUAAAGAAAUUUUAAGCUCCUACCAUUUUUGUUUUCCAGGUGAAGGCAGCUGUAAAAACAAAAAAGAGAUUUCGUGAAGCAGAGGAACAACUAGAGAAAGACAAGAAGGCUCUAAAGGCAUUCAUUAAUGAGAAUCUUCCAAGCAGUCGUACUAAAGACAUGAAUUUUGUGUUAUACAAAUAUCCAGGGUUUGUAGUUAUGCCCAACUGUCCAAGUCCAAAAAGUUCAAAACCUCCCAAUGGUGUCUUUAAAGAGGACUGUAAAGAUGUGGGUGCAUUCUCUGCUUGGUGGAAGACUAAGGUUGCUGAGGUUAAGGGGGACACUAAGUUUGAUCAAACAUUGUUUGAGCAUCUGGUCAAGCGGUGAGUUACAAGCUAGAAUGUCAUGCACUUUACAAAUGGGUUAAUUGCUGUGUUUUCUUUUAGCAUCUUGAAGUUUUUUACCUUUCUUUUUAAAUCCAAUUUAAUUAUCUCAGUCCUGUGGCAAAAUCAAUGUAAAGAAUAGUGGCUAUGUUUUUUUCUGUUGUAAUAACAUAUUAUUCCUUUGCACAAUGAGUGGCAAACGUUCCUCUUGGUCAGUGCUCUAGAGAUUUGUUGCUGUAGAGUAAUUCCCUUAGCAAACCAAAGCUAACUUUUGAUGGCAGCAUGGAAGGAAUUAGUUGUUUCACAAGGCACUAUGAUUUUUUGCUAAGAAGACAUCAGGCAUAUUUACUGCAAGUUAUUCCUUUCGGAGAUUGCAAAGCCAGAGGCUAUUGCUGUCAGGCUGGUCAAAUGGAAAAAGAGCGAGUUUUUCUCCAUCAUAGCUGCAGACCUGUCUUAACAGUUUCCAGUGUCACAGCUUUGAAACAUGGUCAUUUUGGCCAAGGGCUAAAUGUGUCCUCAUUGACACUAAAUGGUCAAUGAGGACUGGUUAGGCACUAAGGUUGAUUAUUUCAAAUUUAAAUUUAGCUAUUAACCAGAAAAUGCAAAAAAUAAUGUGUAUUCUUGGUAAUUGAAAAAAAAAGAGAAAACCUUGAAAAAAAUAUGGAUCUUAGAUAUGAAUUGUCAAAGAAACAAUUCCUGUAUUUUCUGUCUUUCUUAUUCUCUCUCUUUUGCUGUUCCAGAAAAAAACUCUUAGAUAUGCAUAAACCUAAAAUCAGCCGUGAUCAUGUAGACUUGAUUUCAUUUUAUAUCUGUUUGAUUGCAGUAUAUUUGUCUAACCAUAAUCUUUGCUUUAAGAUCUUUAGUGACUAACUCUCAAGUGAUUCAAGAUGUUAUUUUAAUAUGGAAGGUUUCAAUACCAAUAUUUUAGCUCACUUCAAAUGAGAUAUGUUUCUCAGCUGAGCAACAGACUGAAAACUCACUAAACAUGAGUUGUUACCUGGUCUGAGCACUUUAUAGUAAAUUGUUUCUGUUACCAGGACAUCAGUCUCUUCACUCUUGUUCACUUCACCUUAACUACAAUUUUUCUUGUUAAUUGGCAAGUGAGUAUAGAAAUUGUGUUGUUUGGCUAACUAAAAAUUAAUCUUGUGCAGCAUGAAAUAUCCUUCCUUUGAUUUUGUUGUUGUUGUCUUAUUUUUUUUUGGGGGGGGGAAAGGGGGUGAUCAAACUUUUUUUUCUGGUGACCAUUUUGCAAUUGAAGGAUGUGCUUUUUUGAAAAAAUGAGCUUAGAGCCCUGUAGUUUAUAGCAAAUAAUUGGACACCUGCCUGUUGAAGGGGUUGGACUUACUAAAAAAGCACUUUUGCAGCAGGAAGCUUUUUUCCUCCCCCUUACUUCAUUUCUUCAUGGGGCUCCUUUUUCACAAGAAUUUUGUCCUCAACCAAGUUGAAGUCGUUAUUUUGACUGACGUUUUCCCAAAAAGUUAAUUUGUAGUCUUGAAUUGGUAUAAGUUAUUUGGAGAAAGGUAUUUUUUGUAAGGACAAAAGAGAUUGCUAAUUUAAACUCCCCCAUAAUUUCAGCUUUGUUGGAAUGUCACACAGCAUUCUUGACACCCUCAGCAAGUCUAUUGAUGAUGAUAAAGUGAAGUUAGAGAUGUGCACAAAACAGCAGUUAUCAGUAGUUUUGGAUUCAGAGCCAAAGAAAUGGAUAACAGGCCCAGCUGGUAGUGGAAAGACUUGGCUACUGAUGAAAAAAGUACUAAUGCUUGCUAAGAAAGCGCUCUUGAAGGGGUCAGAAGAAAAAAUACUUGUGGCCUGUUACAACAAACCCUUGUCCAUGAUGUUUGCCAGAGUGUUUAAAGAUAAGUUGUUCAGCUUUCUGGAAUCUGGAGAGUUAGAGGAAGUAGUUGAAGUGAAAACUUUUGAGUCACUUCUCUUUGAUGUAACUGGGCCCAGAUCUGGUGACUCUGAUCAAGAGAAAGAAAACCAUGUUUCCCAAGCAUUGGAAGUUGUAGAGCAAAGAUCUGCAUUUGCUCAACAGUAUGAUCAUGUAUUUGUUGAUGAAUGCCAGGACCUUUAUGGUAACAGAUGGCAAACCCUUUUUGAGAGGUUGCUUAAGGAUGAGGAUGAUUUCUCAUUUGAUGAACCAAAACACUUAUGGUUCUUGUAUGAUACUAAUCAGUAUCUGAGACUUUCUGAAGAGCAGUACAAGCAGCACUGGAAAUCAAUAAGGAAAAGUGCCAAGCUCACCAAAGUUUUCAGAAGCACUGGAAGCAUCUUUGAUCAGUCAAAGAAGUACUUCAGGGCCGAAAAUUCAAAUGCAGAACCUAUUGCAUUAGGGCACAAUGUACGUGGACCAGAAAUUACAUGGGACAACUCGCUAAAAAGCAGGAAGGUCACAGAGGAUGCUGGUGCAGCAUGCAUUGCAAAGCAUAUAAAAGAGCUCCGCAGAAACAAAGUUGUUGGCAAGGACAUCUGCAUUCUGACGCAAAAUGUUGAGAUUCAAGAGGGUAUCAGCUCAGAACUCAAUAAAAUGGGAAUUGAGACUCAAAAUGCAGCAGACCUGUUUGGAUAUGAUUUGCAUGUAAACAAGGUAGUGGUUGAAAGCAUCUGGCGCUUCAAGGGUUUGGAAUCAAAGGUAGUUGUUCUUUACAACCCACCUUUUUUCCAAGACAUUAAUUGGUCAGUGAAGAAGGUUAAGGAACUUUUAUACACAGCAGUGUCUAGAUGUUUCUGUUACCUAGUUGUUAUAACAACUAUACAUGGUUGCAAUGCAUUAAGAUCAGAAGAGGGGAUAACUGAACAGGAGAUCAAACAUGGCAGACAGGAGACAUCAAUCCAGAGCUCAGAGGGACUAAAAUCUGAGUAUAGAUUGCAGGUGCAUUCUUUCUUCAAUGACCCCUUUUCAAAAAGAGGCAGAGAAACCCAGUAUGAAAGUGGCCCUCCAGAGUACGAAUCCCCCUUCAAACGAUCCAUUGAAGAUGACAAUGAUGAUGUUGAUCCAGACGACAUCAAGUGCUCACCAGCCAAACUUUUGCGAAAGGAAGAGGCUGACCAUCUUUACAAAAAGAUCUCAAAAAACAUGGAGAAACGUCCAGUAAAGGUCCCUGGUUGUGAUCUUCUUGAGCCUAGAGAUCCUAAUAUAAAGGACUCAAUACGGAACAAUGGAAUAAAGCUACUUGAAGAACCAGUGAAGCAGAAUUUGAGAUACCGGCCUGGCAGCAGUGAUAGGGAUGAGUCAUUCAAAGAUGAUGACAUAACAUCUGUAGUUGCUUGGAUUGAAUACAAAAUGUAUGACCAAAGAAGAAGGGAAAUCAACCCUAGAAAAUACACACAAGAUUGCAGAAACCUGAAAAAAGAGAUUGAGACGUCCACCAAAGAUCAAACUUGCCAUGAAAGUGUAUUGAAUGCACUACAAGAGUUCCAAGCUACAAAACAUUCUUGAGAGGUAUGUGUGGUUAUCUGAUAAUUACCAAAGGGAAAUAUUGUCUAGUAAAGGUUGGAGUUGAGAGCUCUUAUGAGAGCUCUUAAGAGAGCUCUUAUGAAGCAGGAGCUGUGAAAGUAGUUUUACCCCUUGUAACUCUUCAGUGAUACUUUAAAAUUCUUACAAUCAAACAAAAUUGCACACAAGGGGUGAAGUAGAAGUAUUAAUCUCUGUUUAGAACAUCAAACUUUGCUGCAUACAAUUAACAUUAUCCAGACCAAAAGUAGUUUACAUAUGUCAAAUGAUUUCAAUGAGUUGAUUGUAUUGAUGGUAAGAAUUAAAAGCCUUGAAUAUCCAAGUCACCAGGUUUUAGAGAUAAAUGGGCAUUAGUAAACUUGCAAUUGUGGGGUUUCAGGCUUAAAAGUAUGCAUCUCCCUCAGUGGUGUCAUUAAAAUUUGGUACAAAUGGUUAGUUUAGAAUUGCAGCCUGGUUUUUAUGAUGGCUGUGAGGGACAUGGAUGGCACAAGGCCAUUGGUGUCCUAUAGGGUGUAUCCAUGGAUGAUAUGCAGAAAUAAGUAUUUAUUAAAUAUAUGACUUUCAUAUAUUCUUAACCAGAAAUAAGUAUUGUUUCUCAAUUUUAUUUUGGCAGUGGUCUAUGGAUUCAUUUUUCUGUGACAUGGAUGCACCUGCUGCAAAGACAAAUAUGGAAUGUACAUGCUGGCUUUUGAGAGACACUCCAUCACUCCUUCUGAUUUUUGGUUCAGAAAAGGUUUAGUCUGCCUGGCUAUUUUUGUCAUAUGAUUUAAUGGGUUUUAAAUAUUGAUUGACUUUGCAUCAACUUUUUAGAUAAAUAAAGCAGUGCAAUAAUGACACUCAAUUAUGGACAUUCAUGUAGUUUCAGCCAUUAUAAGACUAAUACUAAAUUUGAUAAUGCCACAGAAAGCUGGAUCAGCAUUGCAGACUGCCACAAAAAUUGUUCAAAUGUUGUAUACUACUAGAUGAAGUUGGAAGACAACUCUUAUAUGUGGAGAGCACUGAAGUCAUCCUAAAGCUGGGUUAUUUAAAACAAGAUAGAUGAAUAAAGGGGGUAAUUUCCUAAAGAAACUGUGGUGCUGUACUGUUGGGAGAGUAUAAUAGGGUAGUUUAGCAUUAUCACCUGAGUUGAUAAUUUAAAUUGGCCACAGUAAAGAGGAUAAAGCUGACGUUUCAAGCAUUAGCCCUUUGUCAGAACGAAUGAGGAAUCUUUUGCUUGGAAACUUUUUACCUUGGCCAUAAAUUAUUUAUGUCAUCAACUCAGUGGAUAAUACUGUUAAAACCAAAUGACCUGAUCACAGGCUAAUUAAAGAAAUGCAUUGAAGGUUCUAAUAAUCUAUUUUCCCUUUCUAAGUCAGAGAAUUUUGGUAAGAUUUGUAGUUUAUCGAUGUAAAAUAAUAUUUUUUUAAAAAAUAUUUACAUUACAACAUAUGUAGAUAAAAUAGGAAUGAUCUUUCAGAUUUCUAGUUUAUUAAAUGAAUAACAUUGUUUUAAGCAUUUACAUAGCAACAUUUGUAGACAAAAUAGAAAUGAUCUCUUAGAUUUGUAGUUUAUUGAAUGAAUAUAACAUUUUUAAGCAUUUACAUUAUAACAUUCAUAGAUUAAAUAGGAAUGAUCUCAUGAGUUUUAGGUAAAUAUUGUCAAAGAUGAAAAUUUUAUAAAAAGAUGUAGUUUCCAUGUAAUUGAUGUGGUAAAGUUAAACUUUCUGAAGCAUAUAGAGAAUAGAUAUUGUAUAAAUCAGCUUUUUAGUGAUUAGAUUAUAGCUAUGAGUUUUGUUUAAAUGGGAACAAUUGUCUCUAAGACCUUAAGGACAUUCUUACUUCUCAAGUGUGCAAUGAAAAAAUAUUUGCCCAGAUUGGACUGUCAGAAUAUGAUAAGAUGGAAGAGAUUCUUGUCGAGUGUAAGGUAAAAUAGGAAAAAUCUUGUAAGUUUAGGGAAAAUAUUGGCAAAGAUGUAGCUUUUUUAGGUGAUUCUGAAGAAAAAAGGUAGUUUCCAUGUAAUUGAUGUAAGGGAAUUGAAAUUUUUGAAGAGUACUUAGAGUGAGUUUUUUAAGGGAGAAAAGAGACUUAUAUAUCUUACAAUUAUUGUAUCUCUUGAGAAAUCUUUUUAUGAUGAGAAAUAAUUAUUGGUCUGCCGAGCCAAAAAUUUAUUAAGAUUAAAAAAUUUUAUUACAUGGUCUACCUUGGUAAUUGCUAUUCAUCACUUGUUGAUAUAAUGAUAAUACUUGCAAUUUGUUCUGAACUUCAGCUCCAACUUUUUGCAGGUAGCUCCUAGUUCAGAGUAAGAAAAGCCUCAAUUUUUAAGUUAUUAUGAAUUUGCUCCAGUACAUUAACUGUUACUGACAACCUUGCAAAUUUGUGCACAUUUGAAAUUAGAACUGCUUAACCUGAACAUAUGAAACUGCAGGAUAAUCUCUCUCAAGAAAUGUUUCAACUGGAAGUGCUGAAUAGGAAUCAAGUCUUUUCUUUCACAAUGUAUUCACUGUGGAUGAGAGUACAUAUUGCCAGUAUGUACAUGGCAUCAGAAGUGACUACAAAGUGAGACAUAAUGGACAAAACUUCAUUCUUAGUCUAUUAUUUGUAAUGUCUGCUUG